Messenger RNA from Echinops telfairi (small Madagascar hedgehog), 746 nucleotides. RefSeq names its product RNA binding motif protein 8A (gene RBM8A). The coding region runs from base 68 to 592 and encodes 174 amino acids. Gene Ontology annotation, cellular component: cytoplasm; nucleus; exon-exon junction complex. Gene Ontology annotation, molecular function: mRNA binding. The record is from RefSeq and is a predicted model, not a curated record. Lineage: Eukaryota; Metazoa; Chordata; Mammalia; Afrosoricida; Tenrecidae. Gene Ontology annotation, biological process: RNA splicing. The transcript is spliced from 6 exons.
UCCCUUCGCCCGUUCCCGGGGGCCGCAGAGCUAGAGCAGCUCAGACGAGCGGUACCGCGCAGACAGGAUGGCGGACGUCCUGGACCUUCACGAGGCUGGGGGCGAAGACUUCGCCAUGGAUGAAGAUGGGGACGAGAGCAUCCACAAAUUGAAAGAAAAAGCAAAGAAACGGAAAGGCCGCGGCUUUGGUUACGAAGACGGGUCCCGAGCACGGAUGCGUGAAGAUUACGACAGCGUGGAGCAGGAUGGCGAUGAGCCUGGACCGCAACGCUCUGUUGAAGGCUGGAUUCUCUUUGUCACCGGAGUCCACGAGGAAGCCACUGAAGAAGACAUACACGACAAAUUUGCGGAGUACGGAGAGAUUAAAAACAUCCACCUCAACCUGGACAGGCGCACAGGAUACCUGAAGGGGUAUACUCUAGUGGAGUAUGAAACAUACAAGGAGGCCCAGGCUGCCAUGGAGGGACUCAACGGCCAGGAUUUGAUGGGACAGCCCAUCAGUGUGGACUGGUGUUUUGUUCGGGGUCCGCCCAAGAGCAAGAGGAGAGGUGGCCGGAGACGCAGCAGGAGUCCAGACCGGAGGAGGCGCUGAGGGUCCUCUGUUGUCCAGGUGUUCUCUGCAGAGGUUCCCCUUGACCGUGCAGCCUUAGAGAUAUUGGGCUGGGUUGGAAUCUACUGUUUAUAUUUAAUCCCUUACCAGCUAUGUGUUUGAGUUCUCAAUAAAUGUCCGAUUUCUGAUUCCUGUA